UGGGAGGAGGGAGGGAGGGAGGGAGGACAGGAGCGCCUGGCGUGGGGAUUCCUUCCAGGGAACGCUUCCUCCCAGCGUCAAGAAGCACGAUUAUUGGACGAGCAGUCCCGGUCUUCUCCUUCUUCCCGAAGUACGCCUCUAGUAGGAAAGGCGUCGCUUUUGGGGGUCGCCGAUCUGCCUUUGACGAAAUCUGGAUUAGAGCAGAUGUAAAGAUCUCCACUUGGUGUGUUUUCUGCAAGCGAGAGUGCCACAAGGAUCAAAAGAUUGAAUCCUUUUUUUCGUUUGCGUGUUCUGUUUCGGACAGUUACCCUGGUUGGGGAAAAAGGGAUCCUUUUGUUUCCUUCUUCGAGGUUUACAGUCGAUUUGAUGCUUGUUGGUUUGCUCUUCUUGAUCAUUUUCUUCCUUGGAUGCGUGCAUAGUUUGAAAGCUCGAAGUUGAUUGGGAAAGUGAGGGCUCCUUCGUGUCCUUAUCACUGCAUAAGGCAUCAAAACGAUUAAGCAAUUUUGUGGUUUGAGUAUAGAAGUGUACAUAGCGAAGCUUGGUUUUUGGAUUUGGAUUCUUUGCUUUUGAGUUGCAUUUUACUGAGUGACGCAGACUGGAACUAGUUGUGAUUUGGAUUCAGAUUUGAUGUUAGGCUGCGUUGGUUCUGAAGCUUUGUUCAUUGUUACUCUAUGAUUUGAAGAAUUUGGUGGGUUGGUGAUCAAGAUCUGAUAAAAUAUGAGGAAAGGUUUGAAGUUUAGUUGACAGCAGAAGAAAAUUUGUCUGACUGACUCCAAGUUCUGUAAUUUGGCAGAGGAGAAACAAAAAAUAAAGCUGUUAUUUACAAGCCUCCGUCUCUUCAAACCAGAUUUCUGUUUUCAGUUUUCAAGACAAUUUUUGAAGAAAGUUAGUGCUAAAAACACCCUUUGGAUAAUGGCAAAAAGAUCGAUUAAAAGGCCUCCGCAACUUGAGAAGAACAACGCAGGGUGCUUGUGGCCUUUAAUUAGCUUGUUUGACUUUCACAAAAGUCCACCUACUCCGAGGUUACUUUCAGAUGUUCGACCUGCAAGUUCUAGACAAGGCAGUAAAGGUGAUUCGAAAAUUAAACUCGAUAAGCCCAGCAGUAACAGAGGUAAAUACGAAGAUGCCAAGAACGUUACUGGAAUCAAAGCAAAGGGAGAUGAUGCAAGCUUUGCUAGUGUUAAAACUCUCAUGAAGGAAGAAAUGGUUCGAGAAAGAAGCAAUAAAUACAAGCUGACUUCAGAUUCUGAUGUUAACAAUCAAACUGAGCUUCUGAAUUUGGCUGGUCAAGGGUCCGAUAAGAUUACACUAACCAACGGUUCCUCCCUUGACUCUGAUCUCAUUGCAUUUUUGGUAGAGUUUUACACUUACAAACAAUCACACAAAGAUAUUAUUGUCAUUGAUAAUGAUAAGAUUGACCUGAUAGCAAUGGUUCAGAAACUGAAUGACCAUCCCAGUGAGUUUGAUUCCCAACUGAACAGAAAGGAUUAUAUUAUUUUCAAGGCACUAGCUGAUGUUUUUGAAGCUAUUGCAAAUCAGAAAUAUGUUGAUAUGAGGCAUCUUUUAGAUAAUGUUUCACAAUCCAAGGAAUUCAUGGAGGCAUUAGAAAUUAUCAAUUCAAAUAAGGAUGUAGUCUUGAAACUUCUAAAAGAUCCUGAUUGGGGUAUUUACAAAUGUCAGGAAGGGGAAGCAGGAAAAUUUGACAGUUUUGGAUUUGAAAAUUAUUCAGAAAAUGUGCGAAUGUUUCAAGAAGAUAUUAUGUGUUCCAAAAAAUGUGAUCAGCUUGAAAAUAAAGAUAUGGGCCAUAACCAACGUAGGCCUAGAUUUUUCUGGAGAAAAGACAGAUUAAAGGAGAAAGAAUCAGAAAAGAAAAGUGUGGAUUCAGAAAAUCAAACUAGAAUGCCUGUUGAAAAACCCACUAAAGCAACGAAAAAGGGGCAAGAAAUCAAAUCUGUUCAAAACUUAUCACAUGCAUCGCAGAGUAAGACAGGUGGUCAUGAGGAAGGUGAUAGAGUUAUGUCUAAUUUUUCUCUUAGGGAGAUCAAAAGAAAGAUUAAGGGUAUAAUUGGUGGGAAUAAGAAAGAACGACGAGUGAUCUCCAUGGAUGGCAUUUUACACAAAAUCCCUAUUGGGCACAAGGUUCCAGGUGACAAAGAAAAACUGCUCUAUAAUGACAUUGUAGUUGCAAGCUCCAAAAGCAAAUUAUUGCAUGAUAAAGAAAAGCCUCCCAUUGCCAAGGAAAAUGACAGUAAGGUCAAUCCAGAAGAUUGCAAACCUAGAAUCAGCAAUGACAUCUCUGCAAUAAAAUCAACGCCUCCCAUAUAUGCAGAAGCGAAGAAGCACCUUGCAGAUAUCCUUGAUACUGAAGGUCAGACAACAAGCUACAAAACAGCACGUGUCUCCAAAUCUCUAUGCAAACUGUUUUCUAUGCAUGAGGAUGAUGCAUUAUGUAUGAAAAUGAGUAGCCCAGAUGAAAAAGAGGUUGUUUUGCCAUCUGAAGAAGCAGGAUCUAUCCCCUUACAGAAGUUGAAGGAAGAAGAUGCAAACAAUUCAUCAAGCCCAUCAAAGCAAAAUAUGGAGGUUUCAUCUUGCCCUGGUGACUAUCGGAUUGAUGAAGCAAUUCUUGGCUUAAAAACUGAGUUUGUCGAUAAAUGUGUCGUAUCAGAUCCAGACCAUGAUGAAAGUGUGCAAAAUGGGGAAAAAUCAGAUGCAAUUAACAAUUUAUUGACUGACCAAUCAGAUAAUGAAGCUGGUGUUGCAAGUGGAACAUCGAAUGUAGAUUUGGCACACUCUAUGAUCCAGUCUAUACCAACUUCUUUCUGCAAAGAAAACUUGGAGGCUUCUGAAAAGACUACAACGAAGUCAGGGCGGCCAAUUCCAGUCUCUAUUCUCGAGAAAUUCAUCCCAGAAGAUUUCACCAUUCCUAAACUCAGAGCUGCACAUCCUAUAUUUCCAACAAAAGAAGAAAGAACCACUUCAAGGACAUAUUUUACGGACAGGAGAGCUAGAGUCAAAUACGUUGAAGCUAUUUUGGAAGCGUCGGGGUUAAAAACUAACGACUUUUCAAGAUGGCAUUUGUCAGACAACUUACUUGAGCCAUCCAUGUUUUAUGAAGUUGGGAGUUCAUGCUAUCCACAGAUAGAGGAUCCAAAGCUUCUCUUUGACUGUAUCAAUGAAGCCCUCGAAGAGAUACAGGAGAACUUCAAAUGCACUCCUUGGGUGUCUUUGCUCUCAGCCAAUGUUCCAAUUGCGCCCAGAGGAUGGAGCCUAAGCAAAGAAGUUAAUAGGAUUAUUGAAAGACAUAUUCCAUUAGACUUUUCAGAUUCAAUUGAUCCUCUAGUAACAAAGGACAUGGAGGUUGGAAGUUGGAUGGGCCUUCAGUUUGAAACUGAGGCAGCUGUCCUUGAGAUAUGGGAUACUGCACUAGAUGAUCUAGUGGAAGAAGCUAUAUUUGAUUUGUGGCUUGAUCUCUCAGCUGACUGGUGACACUACUUUUGUUCAUAGCUGAUAAUGAAAUAUGAUCAUCAAGUUUCAACAAUAAACAAAAAGGUGAGCAAGUGCAGUCAACCAUGUUUAUACUACAAUAAUCAAAAACUGAAAUAUGUUAAAUCCUUGCCGUACGUAGGAAAGAGUGGAUUGAUAGAAGUAAUAACAGGGUAUUUGUUUGUCAUUUUUUUUUUGUUUUUCGUGUCGGUUGUUGUUUUACAUCCAAAUAAUGUAACAUGAUCUUUACUAAUUUUAGAUUUUGCCUAUUGCCCACACUGUUGUGGGGGCUGUAGGAAGCUUGAGUGCAUGUGAUUUAUUUAUUGUUGAAACUUUGAUGGCUGAGUUGUGUAUGGUGUUAGGGUUGAGGUUUUCAUAUUGUAUACUGCUGUAUAUGCCAUUUGAGUUCUA
This is a messenger RNA of Zingiber officinale, 3894 nucleotides long. RefSeq lists its product as uncharacterized. The record is from RefSeq and is a predicted model, not a curated record. Bases 913 to 3486 code for a protein of 857 amino acids. The transcript has 7 exons. Lineage: Eukaryota; Viridiplantae; Streptophyta; Magnoliopsida; Zingiberales; Zingiberaceae.